AUGCGAAUUGGGAUGUCGGAAAUCCUAAAUGCUUUUGGUGACCACGAGUUGAGCAGAAUCGAACUACGUCAUAUUCAGGAUGGACAGACGCCCAUAACUCGCGGUAUCUGGUGUGUGUUGCCAUUGCCUACAGGUUCUCAGUUGACAGAGUGCCUAUCCUCGGCCCUUGAGAUCGUUUUUGUAUGCCAUCGGGGUCAGAUGGUCUUCCAGAGUGAUCCAGCGGCAUAA
Protopolystoma xenopodis is the source of this 228-nucleotide messenger RNA. The record is from the annotation of a GenBank genome assembly. Lineage: Eukaryota; Metazoa; Platyhelminthes; Monogenea; Polystomatidea; Polystomatidae.